Molecule: messenger RNA, 951 nt
Organism: Anopheles nili
Lineage: Eukaryota; Metazoa; Arthropoda; Insecta; Diptera; Culicidae
Exons: 2
Coding region: 1-951 (316 amino acids)
Source: RefSeq, a predicted model, not a curated record
AUGGGUGAUGACGAUGAUGAUGGUACCGGUGUUCGGAUCGUCGAAGCAUGGAAUCGCUACACCUCUUCCGAGAUUAGUUGCGGUUUCCCACCGUUAGCGACUUGCUUUCUCCUGUUCCUUUUGGUUCCUGCCCUCCACAGUGGCGUGUCGGCGAAAGGAAUCAAGCAGAAGCGCCUCGUCAUCGAUCUGAGAGAUCCGACCCUGCUGACCGUCACCGAUCCGUCCGUCUACUUUCCCCGCCCAUCGGUUUCCCCCACCUACACCACCUCCACGUCGUCGUACUUCGGAUCACCACAUGCCACCAUCGCUGCCCCAUACGGACACGGACCAACGCGUGUGGUGUCCUCCCUUAAGCCGACGACGCUUUUCAACGGGAACCUGUUCCAGUACUCCAACUAUGGCUCUCCGUUUCCCUUUCUGAGCGGCAACCAUCUGAGUCUGGACGACGAGGAAACGUACAUUGCGGACGGUCGCAUCCUGAAGCAGUACGCCGUGAUGGAAUUCCACGCGGAGGAACGCGAACGCGAUCAACACCAUCAGCACCAGCUGUUGCAUGGUUCGGGUGCUUUCCGGACACCUGCCGGCACGCCCUAUCCCACUACCACGUACUUUAGUAAGUUCAGUCCUGCGAACACGUACGAGCCACUGUAUGGGUCAGCUUUUGCUCCACAACUGCCUCAAUUGCCCACUUUGGUGGACAACUUUAACCCACGAUUCGGUGUCCAACAUGAGCAUCAACGAUCGCCACUACUGACGAAGAACCACGGUCCGAUCGCGCUGGGUUCCGGAUCACUAGGAUACAUCCACGGACCCAAUGGGGUUACCGUUGGAUCGGGUUCGCUCGGGUACAUCAGCCACCAGCAACACCGCGAAACGCUGGCCGAGUUGAUCGAGCGGAAAAAGUCCAAGCACCUGCCUAGCCCGCUGACCUUUGGCCAUAAUCAUAACUGA